UCCCGUCCACACACUCCUCCAGACACACAAACACACACAUACACGUACACGGGUUUCUUGCGGUGAUUUGGCUGCAGAGAGCUGGGCAGGAUUUGCCAGUCCGGGGGUCAGCACCGGGUUUAGUGGGGCACAUUGAAAGAGGAACGCGGAUGGAUACUUCCGUGAAGAAUUGGUCAAAAUACCUUGAUUUGGUUUGAUUUUGAGUGCGCAUACCUGUGCGGACUUGCCUGUCAGAGGGGGAGUCGAGGCUGAGGAGACACACCUUUACCUGCCUGCCCCCCACUCCACCUCCACCUCCCCCUGUUUCUGCCCUCUAACUGCACGCGGAGGUAUCUGGAAAUGUCGGCAAAUGAGAGAGCAACGCGCGCGCUGCGGGAGAUCCUGCAGAACGCCGGGAAUGAAACGUGCGCAGACUGCGGAGCACCGGACCCUGACUGGGGCUCCUGCACUUUGGGGGUCUUCGUCUGCCUCGCCUGCUCCGGGAUCCACAGAAACAUCCCCGACACCAGCAAGGUGAAGUCUCUGAGUCUGUCUCACUGGGAGGACCACGAGGUGCAGUUUAUGGCUGAUCACGGCAAUGAGCUGAUGAAGAGUAAAUAUGAGGCUGCUAUUCCCUUCUACUACUACAAACCAACCCACAAAGACUGCCAGACUCUCAGGGAGCAGUGGAUCAGAGCAAAGUAUGAGAGGAAGGAGUUCUGUGAGCCUGGGAACCACUUACUAUAUGAGGAAGGAAUGAGAGAUGGCAUGUUGAUGAAGAGGGGGCGGGACAACGGGCAGUUCUUCAGCAGGAGAUUCGUCCUCUCGGAGAGGGAGGGGACUCUGAAGUAUUUCACCAAAUAUGACGCUAAGGAGCCCAAAGCAGUGAUCAAAGUGGACACCAUCAACGCCACCUUCCAGCCGGAGAAGAUCGGAAACCCCAACGGCCUGCAGAUCACCUACCUCAAAGACUACAGCACGCGCAACUUCUUCGUCUACCACGACAACGGAAAGGAGAUCGUGGACUGGUUUAAUACGAUUCGAGCGGUUCAGCUUCACUAUCUAAUGGUGGCCUUCCCCGGGGCGACAGAUGCUGAGCUGGUACACAAACUCACCCGGAACUUUCUGAAGGAAGGAUUCAUGGAAAAGACCGGCCCCAGGCAUACUGAAGGCUUCAAGAAGCGCUGGUUCACUCUGGACCAAAGGAGACUCAUGUACUUCAAAGAUCCUCUGGACGCCUUUGCCAAAGGUGAAGUGUUUUUGGGGAACAAGGACCACGGGUACAGCGCCUCACCCGGCCUGCCCGCCGGCACACACUGCAACGGCGCCUGGCAGCACGGCGUCACCAUAGAAACGCCCGACCGCGGCUUCCUGUUCACCUGCGAGUCAGAGAGCGACCAGCAGGAGUGGCUGAAACACUUCAAUGACGUCAUGAAUGCUGUGAUGUCCCCUCAGGAGUACACAAUGGAAGCCUUGUUCAAACACAGGCAUUGAUGGACCGCCUGUGGAUCAUCUGCUCUCAUCCAUCACCCUCCAGACUCUGUUCUGCACUACCUUCAUCACUGAUAUCACCACACUGGAGCAUCUUACAAGUCCCAAUGCUGCCCUUUGGGGGCAGAUAUCCAAACAAGAGGACCGAGGCAAUAUUCAUCGGUACAUUUAAAUAAGAUAUAUAGCCAAAACAUGAUUUAGUUUUGCUCACAUUUUUGUAGGAGUAAGAGAUAGUAAAAGUUUAGUUUUGGUCUGACCCUAAGCCUAACAAAUCCAUUGCCCAAAUCACCAAUAUGUUGACCAAUGUUAUGUUGCUUCCUACUGUUAAUCACAUGCAUGCACAGUGCAGUUUUUAAAGGCAAAUUGGUCCUCUUGUAUCAAGUAUUUUAUGCUAGUGUACUCUGAUGAUUGGGUAAUAAAAAAAGGCGACCAUCAACAGGACAGAACUGUUUCUUCAGUCUGGGAUUAAGAUUUUUUUAAUAAAACCAAUUUUAUUCAUUGAUUUAUUUUCAUGUAAACUUGUGUAUCAAAUGUAAAGCAGUCCAGUUCAUGAGCUAGAGCUGAAACAUGUUGCAUAGUGUGCUGUCCACAAAGGACACAGAGAUGUUCUAACCAACCUAAUAUCUUCAGACACACUACCUGUACAGUUUGCAUCAUGAAUGACUUUUGUAUGCAGUAGUUUUUGAACAAGUAUGCCUGUUGAAGAUGAUCAUUUGCAAAUGCAUAGGGAUAGAAAAGCUGUACGCACUUUAAGACAUUGCAUGGUCUAACAGUGCCUCCAUGUGGCAAACCAUACCAUCACUAAAUCUUUGUUAAAACAAUCAAUGUUUCAGGUUAAAUGUUUUCCUUUUCUGUUCUUUUGGUUAAAGAGGUACUCCCUUUGGGUGUUGACUUGGUGUCUUUUGUAACCCUUAUGUUGUGUUCGGGUCUCCCGUGACCCGUUUCAAGUUCAAACUAUAUAAUAACUACGCUCUAGUUUUUUUAUCGGAACAAGGCUUCACGAUAUCCUCCACAACAGCUAUAUGAACACUACAAAACAGAUUUUAGCCAAGUUUGAAGGUGUCUAGAAAAGUGUAUAAUUUAGCGUUCGGGUCUGGGGAGACCCGACAGAGUUGUUGUGGGUGACUCCGGGUCAAAUUUGGCCCAAUCAAGAUUCAUCUUUGACUUUAGACACCCCUCCCCCUUCAUCCACUGUAACAAUAAUUUAAAACGUUGUAUUGUUUUCUAAUACGAGUCUAUUAUAGUCAGAUAACGAUCCACCGUCUUCACUAUAGGAAAUAUAAUGAGUGAAUUUAAUCACAUGUUUUACUUAAAUAUGUUGGGUAAUGUUUUUAGGGGCCAUAAAAUAAAAUUACAACAGGAUUGUACGGUUAUGAAUGCAUAAUAAGUUAGUUAUGAUGUAGUUAAAACAAUAUUGGAUGAUAGUCGUUAUUUUUGAGUGUUUUGGACUGAGAUAAAUCAUGAGUCAAAAUUGAACCGCGAACACCAGCUUUCGAACACAACACAAGGGUUAAGGCAUUUCUAUGCUUGAGCAUGGCUGACUGACAUACCACAUGAACAUAUUGAUAAUGAAUAAUAAAAUAAAUAUUUCUUCUGGAA
This is a messenger RNA of Gymnodraco acuticeps, 3069 nucleotides long. RefSeq lists its product as uncharacterized. The record is from RefSeq and is a predicted model, not a curated record. The coding region runs from base 340 to 1473 and encodes 377 amino acids. The transcript is spliced from 11 exons. NCBI's taxonomy places the organism in Eukaryota, Metazoa, Chordata, Actinopteri, Perciformes, Bathydraconidae. Gene Ontology annotation, molecular function: phosphatidylinositol bisphosphate binding; GTPase activator activity. Gene Ontology annotation, cellular component: intracellular membrane-bounded organelle; plasma membrane. Gene Ontology annotation, biological process: positive regulation of GTPase activity.